Messenger RNA from Rotaria socialis, 2628 nucleotides. Lineage: Eukaryota; Metazoa; Rotifera; Eurotatoria; Philodinida; Philodinidae. The record is from the annotation of a GenBank genome assembly.
AUGGCAACAUUAAGUUUUCCUAACUACAAUUUUUCCAUCACCAAUAAUUUGGAACCAACAGACAAUUUUAAUGAGAUCAAAUUAUCAAGAAAAAAAAGAGACUCUUGUGCUACACAAGCUCAAUUAGAUAUAUUAGCAAAGGGUUUAGACUCGAUGAGUAGCGCCGUAGGCAAAGAUGUCUUUGGAGGUGCCUCAAAAUUAGCUUCGUUGACCGGAUCAAUUGUUGGUUUUCAAUCUCCGACAACUUGUGAUCUAGAUGCGAAACUGGAUCAGAUUUUACAGAAGCUACAUGAAAUCGCAAGAGACGUACAGAGUUUGGGUCCUUUAGUUGAAUGUACACAAAUAAAAAAUAAGUAUGAUAGCCUUUUGGCGAAAAUACAAGCAAUAUUGCAUCUCCUUAAUCAUUUUCGUGAAACAAUUGAAGCAAAAAACGAAACAAGAAUUAAGAUAAUAUCCCGGUGUAAUGAUCAUACAGAAGGAAUACAUCAAAUAUAUACUAUGCUAUUAAUACUUCUCGAAAAUUAUGAAGUAGUGAACUUUUUAAAAAACUGCGCCCGUUAUGAAUCAGAAAAGGUUAAUAUAUGGAGUGACAAAGUAAUGAAAUUAGCAUCAUUAAUUACACUUUUGAUCAAAAUAUGUGAAGAAGCAAAUAAUUAUGUGACAGAAUUCGAUCCACCUCGUUUCGAAAAGGAAGUAAUAGAAUUGAUUCAAUAUUAUAGUGAAAUUACUAAUUUAAAAGAAUUUGUAGCAGACCAAGGAGUUUUAGGAUUAAGAAAUAUUGUAAAAUCAAUUGCAAACAAUGGGAAAUCUGCUGAUGAAACUGCACAAACUCUAAAAGAAAAGUUUAAUUACUUUAAUUGGGACGUAAUUUUCUAUUCUUCCAAAAUACAUAGUUACGAUCAACAUGCGGCGUAUUAUCAUCCUGAUUAUACAUAUUGCGGCUCACACUUUUAUUUACGUGAAUUAGACCAUGGUAAAAAUGCAAUAGUAGCAUGGUGUAUUCCUAACAACAACAAUCCUCGUAAUAUAGAAUUAAAGGGCUAUAGCAAUCAUGCUAAAACAUAUGCGACAAACAUAUACAACGAAAAUAAAAAUCUAAAUUAUGUCCUGGUGAUACAUUCACAGCCCGAUUGUAAUGGGUAUGGUAAUUGGCAUAACUGUUACACAAAACCCAUUGAAGAAGAUUAUAACGGGAUAACAAAUUCAUGGAAGGAGGGUGAACAUACAGACGACCGUAAGUUCAUCUAUACAAGUGGUUGGACUGAUAAGAAGUUGUGGAUCUUCGCGUCAUGGUCGGCUUAUAAAAAUGAAAGAGAAAAACCAGAAUUAAAAAAUACAAAAGCUAUCGUUUUCACGAAAGGAGGAAAAAACGUUAUAACAAAAUAUGAUACAAGACUAUUUGGUCACUACCAACAAUAUACUGAAAAAGACGAUUAUAAGUGUUUCCGAGCAUGCAAAUCUGAAGAACAAUGCGCCGCCGCUACAUUCCAUGCUUUGUACAAUUGCUUUUUUUUUCGUAUAGGUUUUAGAAAAUCCGUGGAAUCAGGUUGGACUUCAUAUAUUAAACAUGAAGAAACAGAUAUCAAGCCUGCGAAUCCCUGUGCGUCGGUCAAAUGUAAUUAUGGAGGUUCAUGUAUAUCAAAAGGUUCAUAUAAUUAUACUUGUUAUUGUCGAUAUACGGUAAACGUAAAUGAUGGUAUCUGUGAAGAUCCGUGCAGCUAUCAUGCUUGUGGGCUUAAAUCAAGAAAAUGUGUGAGCAUAAAGACUGGAUUUCGAUGUGAGUGCAAUGGUUUUUCAACAAACAAUGAAGCCUGCUCAAAAGAUGCAACGUGUGACGGAUGCGCGAAUCAUUCUAAAUGUGUAUUAAAUCGGGACAAGAAGUAUCAAUGCAUGAUCGAGUGUUUCUUUGGUGAAGAUACUGUUCGAAUGGUUGACGGAGGAUACCAACCUAUCGCAAAAUUAAAUCCAGGUGAUCGAGUUUGGUCACUUGGCGUAAAUGGAAAAAUGGUUGAAGACGAAAUUGUUAUGAUUAUGCAUAUGGAACCUAAUACAACAGCUUUGUUCUAUACAUUUACCACAAUCGACGGCCAAUCAAUUAGUAUGACAGCGGCUCAUUUGAUUCAAACAUUGAUUCCAUCGUCUCUGUCAUUCAACAUGACCGUAGCUUUUCUACCAGCAUCAAAAAUUACACUUGAUCAUCGUUUAUUUGUCUCGGGAAACAACAAUCCAAUUUCUAUCGCUAGAAUAAUAACAAUUCAUCGUGUUGGCAUUUAUGCACCAUUGACACUUAGUGGUACUCUACUUGUUAAUAAUAUUUCUGCUUCCUGUUUCAUCGAAGCAUACGGUGUUAAUCAUGAAGUCCAGUAUAACUUUUUCAAGCUUUUCAUACUAUACUACCGUUUUACACGAUGGAUAUAUGGUCGAAACUACCAUCCAUUCGCUGCUGAAAAUUAUCAAGAUGGCUACCAUCCAUUUAUUGCUACUAUUAUGCAGAAUCGUAAUGUAGCAGGCUUUCUUUCCGAUUGUUUGCACACUAUGAUACGACCAUCAUCACUGAUUAUCAUCAUUGUACUUAUUGGAUUCAACAAACAAUUAAAACGUUUUCAGAAACUCCAACAUUUCCAUUGA